AUGGCUCUCCUUUUCAUCAAGCAAAAGCUAUUCCCUACAAAGGGGUACCAGAACCUUUCAACAAAACCUCUCAUCGAACAUGUGGACGAUGAGUCGACUGUCCGCGCUAAUUCUGAACGCGACCUUGAGUCCCAAAGCCACCGUUCAUAUGACACCUUUGGCAACAGCGCGCCUUCCACCACCAGCAACGCCUCCCGAGCCCGCAUUAACCCGCGCAUUGUCUCGGAUGCCAUCCUGGGCUUAUCGGACGGGUUGACUGUGCCUUUCGCACUGAGUGCUGGUCUCUCUGCACUCGGGAAUACCAAGGUGGUGGUUCUCGGUGGCUUGGCAGAGCUGGCUGCAGGUGCCAUCUCCAUGGGCCUGGGUGGAUAUGUCGGGGCCAAGAGUGAAGCCGAAUCUUAUGAAACCACGGUCCGCGAGACCCAGAAGUUGAUUGAGAGUGAUGGACAGGAAACCCGGCUGAUGGUGCGUGAGGUUUUCGCGCCAUACGGGCUCUCCGAUACUGCCCUGGACGAGAUCACUAGUGAUUUACAUGCCUCCCACGAGCGGUUGCUGGAGUUCCUGCUGGCCUUCCAUCAUCGCGAGUCGGCACCUGACUGCAACCAGGCUUGGAUCUCGGCUAUCACUCUUGCUCUGGGAUAUUUUGUGGGUGGUUUUAUUCCGCUGAUUCCAUACUUCAUCGCUUCGCAGGUGAUCGCCGCCUUGUACUGGAGUAUUGGGGUCAUGGCUGUCACCCUUCUGGUCUUCGGGUACUUAAAGACCUGUGUGGUUCGUGGAUGGUCUGGUCGCGACAACAUUAUGGCAGGCAUCUGGGGUGGUGUACAGAUGUGCUUUGUUGGUGGCGUCGCCGCAGGGGCUGCCAUUGCUCUGGUUCAACUGAUUGACACCGGCAGCCCUUAA
Penicillium chermesinum is the source of this 900-nucleotide messenger RNA. RefSeq names its product VIT1/CCC1 transporter family protein. Gene Ontology annotation, biological process: intracellular manganese ion homeostasis. Gene Ontology annotation, cellular component: fungal-type vacuole membrane. Gene Ontology annotation, molecular function: manganese ion transmembrane transporter activity; iron ion transmembrane transporter activity. The transcript is spliced from 3 exons. NCBI's taxonomy places the organism in Eukaryota, Fungi, Ascomycota, Eurotiomycetes, Eurotiales, Aspergillaceae. The coding region runs from base 1 to 900 and encodes 299 amino acids. The record is from RefSeq and is a predicted model, not a curated record.